UUUCGUAUGCCGGGCAUGUCCAAAUGCAAUGGUAGUUUAGUAGUUCUCCGCCUCUGACCCAGAGACUACCGCGGUUCUCGGCUUCAUCCGCGAGCGAGGGUCCAUCGAUGGUAACUUACGGCGGACUUGUUCUCGAUUGAACCUAUUCACCUCAAAGCUUCGAGCAUAUCCUUCUCCAUAUCUCACUAGGAUAUUCAUCCCCAAUAGACAAUUCAGGAGAGAGAAUCAUGAAGGUUGCAGUAACAGGAGCAUCUGGGGUCCUCGGCAGAGCCGUCACCAACCACUUUCAUAAUCAGUCCAUACCCACCUUGCCCCUCUCUUUCUCCCGUACAUCCCCUUCCGUCUUGUACCCAAACCUUCCCGCUCCGACCCCGCUGGACUUGCUGGACGAUCAGGCCGUCCGACAGUUCUUCACCUCGCUCCAAUCGGACCCCGAGAAGAAGAUCGACUUUCUCAUCCACUGUGCUGCGGAACGACGACCUGAUGUCGCCGAGGCCGACCCUGAACGGGCUGCAAAGCUGAACGAAGCGUCGACCCGGUUGCUCGCUGAGCUAGCUGCCGAACUGGAUUUCGGGCUGGUCUACAUCAGCACGGACUAUGUCUUUGACGGCAAGAAGCCGCCUUAUUCGAGCGGAGACGCUCCUAAUCCGUUGAACCUCUAUGGAAGGCUCAAGAGAGCCGGGGAAGAGGCCGUACUCGACGUUCGAGGGAAGGCUUCGGAACAGGCCAAGCCUUUGGUCGUGCUUCGUGUACCUCUCUUGUAUGGAGAGGUGGAGUACAACGGAGAGACGGCUGUCAACCUCUUCGUUGAUAUCCUCGAGGACCAGAGCGGCAAGAAGUACACCAUGGACCACUUCGCCGUUCGGUUCCCGACUUGCGUAGAGGAUGUCGCUCGGGUCAUCUACGACCUUACGCGUCUGGACAAGCGAGUCCCUGCGAUCGUCCACUACUCCUCUCAAAAGGGAUUGACCAAAUACGAACAACUGCUCAUUAUCGCUUCGCAUACCGGAGCGUCCACUUCGCACGUCGUCCCCGACGCCGAGGAUCCGGCGAGCAAGCCUAAUCCGUCUGGGGUCGUCAGGCCAGGAAACACGCAACUCAGUGUAGAAGAGCUCAAGGAUCUCGGCGUCGAUGUCGAGGAGACUGUCAGUGGAGGUUUCGAUGCUUGGUGGAAGCAAUGGGCUGGGAAGAAGCAGGGUAGCAGCUCUUGAGGAGCUUGGCAAAGGGAAUCCCACGAAUGCCGCACGUAUAUUCGUCGAUCAUACAUGGUCGAGAAUCUUUCUAUAGACUGCUUGCUACCAUAGAGUUUGUAGCAACAUCGUCAAAUCUUGAAUGAAACCGAUCCAUGCAAUCGUCAGGUUGCAGGUUGAAAUCGCCGGUGUUCUCACGCGGACCGGG
Molecule: messenger RNA, 1398 nt
Organism: Filobasidium floriforme
Lineage: Eukaryota; Fungi; Basidiomycota; Tremellomycetes; Filobasidiales; Filobasidiaceae
Exons: 5
Coding region: 228-1211 (327 amino acids)
Biological process (GO): S-adenosylmethionine biosynthetic process
Cellular component (GO): methionine adenosyltransferase complex
Molecular function (GO): methionine adenosyltransferase regulator activity
Source: RefSeq, a predicted model, not a curated record